Cordyceps militaris CM01 is the source of this 1011-nucleotide messenger RNA. RefSeq lists its product as uncharacterized. The transcript has a single exon. Bases 1 to 1011 code for a protein of 336 amino acids. The record is from RefSeq and is a predicted model, not a curated record. NCBI's taxonomy places the organism in Eukaryota, Fungi, Ascomycota, Sordariomycetes, Hypocreales, Cordycipitaceae.
AUGUCCUGCUCCAAUGUCGGCGUGUCCCUCGACAACGCUGACAAAUUGCAAUACGCCGCCAUCGAAAAAAUCCAAAUCGCCAGAAUGAAACGUAUACGCAAGUCUCUCCGGGCCAUCAAAAUUCCGACCAUCAAAAAGGACACACUCGACAGCCUGUCUCUAUCUCUAGGCCCAGAGCUUGAUGUUGGCCGCGACGACGCAUUGCCCUCAUGCAUCUCUAAUACCUUCUUCGCGCCCUGCGACUGGCCGCUUGACGUCCUUGAGGACCGAACCUGGCAUGAAAGAAGAUACUGGUACGACCUGGGCCAAGUGAGGCGCGACCCGGCCAUUUUGCUUCAUUAUAUUCAGGCGACAAUGACCUGGUACGAAGAGUGCCUCGACCGACUGUCAAACUUUGGGCCAGACCUGUGGCACGCUUAUCGGUAUGUGCAAAUCUACUGUCUUCUUGGACACCACAGAACCUUGCUGACAGUCUCUAGUGAUCAGCUGUCCAUCAAAGAGGAGAUCGGCCUAUCCCUCCCGUAUCGUCUGUUCCAAGAGCGCGGGUCGAUCAAGUAUUACCACGAAUACUGCGGCAUGUGGGUAAUGUUUCCCGCACUAGAGACUAAGCUGCCGCACGUGUCCUGUAUCGUUAUCGACUCGGGUGUUCCCGAGGACGACGCCAUCCUGCUCUCCGAGGCCGAGGCCGCCGCCGCUCUUGUCAGGUACCAGCUGCGAAGUCGCACCUUUACCAACCACCAUACAAAACCCGCACUUAUCGCCACCUUGCUGCGGAACCAGACGGCCCGCCUGACCCAGGCCUACUUUGACGGCAAGCAGAACAAGCUAGUCCUGCGCCAGUCGCGGACCCUGGACGUGUCAGGCCCCGAGCCCAGCCCGGACGCCUGGACGCUAGUGCGCUGGAUCGCCAGUCAGCCUGUUGGGGAGACUCGCUACAGCGCGGAGGGCGUUAAUCCGACGAACGCGCGUGGUCCUCCUCCCGCAAAUAUUGCGCCUGGAGUCCUGGUAUAG